GGUUUUGAUCGUCGUGACCUCGCUGCAGUCGUCCCCGCGUCCUCCUCUUGCAUGACCCCCUCCUCCAACAGCCUACGAGCAAGCUCUGUCCAUCUCCGUCGUGUAGCGAAUUUCCACGAUCAUGGCAGUCUUGCCUUGGCUACAAGCAGUGCUAGCCCUGCCAUCUCAGUCCUCAUGGAUGAAGUUCAUUACUCCGGAUUACUAUCCAGGCGCACCUUACAUACUGCCGGGUCCAGACACUCGCACCAAUACUUGCCAUGUCAAGCCUGCACCAAGCGGUGGCGACUCGGCACCAAACAUCGUCACUGCCUUCAAGAAAUGCGGUCAAAAUGGCAAAAUCGUAUUCGAUAACACAACCUACCACAUUGAGUCCGUACUGACGACCACAAACCUGUCCAACGUUGAAGUCGACGUCCGCGGAACCUUACUCUGGGGUACCGACAUUCAAUACUGGCUGGCCAACUCCCUUCCCAUGGGCUAUCAAAACCAGUCCACAGCAUGGUACUUUGGUGGCGAAAACAUCUACCUCCACAGCAGCACCCAAGCCGGCACCUUCAACGGCAACGGCCAAGUCUGGUACGACUUCACGAACGGGGCAAGCAACUACCCUCGUCGUCCCCACCAAAUCACCUUCGGCUCCCUUCGCAACUCCGUCAUCGAGGAUCUCAACUUCAUCCAGAGCCAAAUGUGGACCAUGACCCUCAUCCACAGCAACAACGUCCUCCUCCGAAACAUCUACAUCAACUCCACCGACUCCCAACACCGCGAUAAGUUCGGCCCUCUGAACACCGACGGCGCAGAUACAAUCUACUCCAACAACAUAACCUUCGCCAACUGGACCGUGGACUGCGGAGACGACAACAUCUCCUCCAAAGCCAACAGUUCCAACAUACUCGUCGAGAAUUGUAUCUUCCACCACGGCAGCGGAAUCGCACUAGGUUCUAUAGGCCAAUAUCCAGGAAAAUACGAAUUCAUCGAGAAUUUCACCGCGCGAAAUAUCGAAAUGUUCGGGCCUGUGCGUCAAGGAGGAUACAUCAAGACUUGGACCGGUGUGCAGAAAGGUGUUCCACCGAACGGUGGCGGAGCAGGAAUUGGCUACAUUCGCAACAUCACGUUCGAGAAUUUCACGUUGCAUGAAGCGGAGAUUGCUUUGGAUAUCACGCAGUGCGUGAACUUCGAAGGCGGAACGGGAGAUUGUGAUACGAGUACGUUUCAGAUUAGUGACUUGCAUUGGAAGGAUAUUCGGGGCACGCAGAGGCGGAAGGAUGCGGUGACCGACUUUCAAUGUUCGGCAAAGGCGCCUUGUCCCAGGAUCGAGGUGAAAGGUUUGGAGAUGAGGGCAGCAGACGAUGGGGAAUUGGUGACCGGACAUAGGUGUAGUAACGUGGUGAAGCCGAUUGGGUUUGCUUGUGAUGGGUAGCGAUGCUACUGCGAGGGCGAACAAACAGGACCAGGCAUAUGAAAGCGACGAAGUAAUACGCGCAUGGGAACCAGUCCUAGUAAAGACGUAAUGAAAUGGCAAC
Molecule: messenger RNA, 1523 nt
Organism: Cercospora beticola
Lineage: Eukaryota; Fungi; Ascomycota; Dothideomycetes; Mycosphaerellales; Mycosphaerellaceae
Biological process (GO): carbohydrate metabolic process
Molecular function (GO): polygalacturonase activity
Source: RefSeq, a predicted model, not a curated record